Molecule: messenger RNA, 1458 nt
Organism: Prunus armeniaca (apricot)
Lineage: Eukaryota; Viridiplantae; Streptophyta; Magnoliopsida; Rosales; Rosaceae
Source: the annotation of a GenBank genome assembly
AUGAAGCCGAAGCACGGUGGUCCACUAUGGGCCUUCCAGUUCUGGCUGCAGGUUUAUUUCCCAGAGCUGAGGGGAGCGGCCAAUAUUACCGUCACCGAGCCGUUGGCCAAUGCGUUUGCCUGGGCCCUAAGGAAGUAUAACACCUCGACUUCCUGUUAUAAAUUUUUCUACGGCUUGGUCGAGAGGUCUGGUUCGCAGUUCUGGAAUCUGGGGCUCCUUCCUGGUCGCGUGCGACCUUCACUGUGGCCUGUCCAAGGCUGGGGCCGAGGUUUAUCUGCCGAACUUCGUGGCGCAGCAAUUUGUCUUGAUCCAAACAGCACCGCUUCCCCCGUUGUCAACCAACCAGCUCUCGUCUUGAAGGACUGGGACCCCCCUCGUCCCCAAGCACGCCGGCCGCGGCCGUACCCAGGGUGGCGGCACCUCCUUCGGUUUAGAGCAGCGGUCGCGACCUCAACUGCAGCCCCAACCCCCAGAGCACCGGCUGUAGUGGGGGCGCAAAAAACUUCGGCGCAUAGGACUCUGCCACCCGCCCCGCCGGCUCGACCGAUCGCUGCCGUUGGUAAGCCCUCUUUCUUUUUUGCUUUGCCCCCCGGGUCGCAAGAGGCCUCAAACACUGGGGUCGGAGCAGCUGAUGCCGCGACGGCCAAAGGUGUUGCCUUUGAGACGGCGGUGCUAGAUAUGCCGAGGAAAAGGGUCCUCCUCGUUUUUUUGGAGGCCGAGGAUGAGGAAGAAGUCCCCCCUGGGAUCGUGAGUGAAGCCCCUAUCGUGACCGGUGAGGCAGUGGCCGAGGAGUUGGCUGAUGAGGUGGCCACUGCCGAGGACUCGACGGUAGUGACUGAGCUUGCAGUGGUCGAGGCUAUAGCUACCGACGCGCCAAGCCCGCAGCCUGUCUCCUCGACGAUCCUGACCAAGCUUGUGGUUGCAGAAGCUCCUAGCGAGCCGUCGGUCGCCGAAGGGACCACCUCCUCCGAUGAUCUCGAGGAGUUAUAUGCCAGUGUUCAUGAAGAAGGAGGCAGCUCGGCCUUGGCCCCUUUGGACGAGGACUCCAAGGCCGUCAUUGGAAGGCUCCGGGAGUACCUAUUCCUUGGGGUUCACCAAAUGACCACUGCUAAGGCAUUCAUGGAGUUCAGGUCCUGUUUGGAUAUGGCCAUGGCGUUAGGUCUGCUUGACUCGGCUCCGCUGGACAAGCUACAGGCUCGCUUGGUCGAGGGCGAGGAGAUGAUCGGUCGAUAUGCUGAGGCAAACAUAAGGAUGAUCGAGGGAUGCUCGCUCGAGCAAGAGCUGUCGGCGAUAAAGGACCAAGUCCAACCUGCCAUGGCCCGCUUGAAGGAAAAUGACCUCGUCAUCCAAAGAGAGAAUGAGGAACUUGCGCAGGUCGAGGUUCAGAUUGCCGAGCUCCAGGCCCGUCGAGAUUCUCAUCCUUCAGCGUCGAGAUGGUGCGGUUGCGGUCGGAACUGA